Messenger RNA from Colletotrichum spaethianum, 1605 nucleotides. RefSeq names its product meiotically up-regulated gene 157 protein. Gene Ontology annotation, biological process: carbohydrate metabolic process. The transcript has 4 exons. NCBI's taxonomy places the organism in Eukaryota, Fungi, Ascomycota, Sordariomycetes, Glomerellales, Glomerellaceae. The record is from RefSeq and is a predicted model, not a curated record. The coding region runs from base 1 to 1605 and encodes 534 amino acids.
AUGUCUUUACGAUCCAUUGUCGAUUUGCUGCUCCCCCUAGGCCUCUUCGCCGGCCAGGCCUACGCGGCGCAAGAGCCCUUGACGGGCGAAGAUCGUGUAGCAUGCCCAAACUACGCGCAAUACUCUACCUUUCCCCAUAAACCGCUAAGCGAAGGGCCCCUCGCCCUGCCAUACCAACGACCCGACCCCCGAUGCCGUACCUUCAAUUCCAAUGCCAUUGAGAAAGUCAUCACGGAUGUCACGUCUCGAAUGAAGGAUCCCGACCUGGCACGGCUCUUCGAAAACGCAUUCCCCUCUACGACCGAUACCACCGUCAAGUUUCAUACCGAUGGAACCGACACGCGCUUUGUUGACGUGAACGGCCGCAGCUUGCGCGACGAGGGCAAAUGGGAGGGACCACAGUCUUUCAUCAUCACAGGCGACAUCAUUGCCGAAUGGCUGCGUGACAGCACGAACCAGCUCUCCCCCUACCAAUCAUUGGCCAAGAAGGACCCAGCCAUCUUCAAAUUGAUCCUUGGGGCCAUCAACACCCAGGCUGAGUACGUUAUCGAGUCGCCGUACUGCAACGCGUUCCAACCGCCACCAAUAGCGAACCUUCAGCCGAGCCAUAAUGGACAGGACGAUAUCGUACACCCCAUAUACGAGCCCUCGUUCGUUUUCGAGUGCAAAUACGAGCUGGAUUCGUUGGCACAUUUCCUGGCGUUGGGCAAUGACUUUUACGAGCACACAGAGUCGAAGGACUUCUUGACGGGGAGAUGGUUUUUGGCUCUGGAAACUUUGCUCAAUGUUUUGGAGGAACAGUCCCGCUCGACAUUUGAUCCGGAAACGCGGCGAUUCCUGAAGAACGAAUACACUUUCCAGCGCAAGACGGAUGCAGGUACCGAGACGCUGAACCUAAAGGGUGUCGGCAACCCCCUAAACAACGGCACUGGUCUCGUCAGAUCAGCCUUUCGACCCAGUGACGAUGCUACCAUUCUUGGUUUCUUCAUCCCGGCGAACGCCAUGAUGGCCGUGGAACUGAAGCGUACGGCGGCGAUUCUAAAGGACGCCGGCAAAAACGUCCUCGCGCAGACAGUGGAGAAGUGGAGCCAGACCAUCACGGAUGGCGUUUGGAACAAUGGUGUCGUCAAGCAUGCCAAAUAUGGAAAUGUUUUUGCAUAUGAGGUUGACGGCUACGGCUCCUCUAUCCUCAUGGAUGAUGCAAACUACCCUUCACUGCUUGCUCUUCCCUUGAUGGGAUUCUUGCCGCCGGCCGAUGAAACAUACCGAAACACAAGGAAGAUGCUUUUGGAGAAGACUGGUAAUCCGUACUAUCUUGAAGGCGCAGCUUUCCACGGAAUUGGAGGCCCCCACAUUGGCUUGUCCAAUGCCUGGCCGAUGAGUCUUUUGAUUCAGGCACAGACGAGUGAGGACGAUGAGGAGAUCACAGAAUGUCUUGACUUGGUUCUCCGCUCCGCUCGACUGGGCUUGGUCCACGAGAGUGUUGAUGUCAAUCGCAUUUCCUCAUAUACCAGGGCCAAUGGUGUCUUCGCCGAAACGAUCCUAGACCUCGCCAAACGGAAGCCUCACCUUAUCUUUACGGAUAAAAAGCCUUACAACAUUUAG